AUGAAGAGAAAGAACCAGUACUUCAACGUCCGAGACAGAGCAGAGCUGAGCGAUGAGAGCUCAAGGGAGCAGAUCCUUCCACGUUCCAAGUCGGCACAGCUCCACAAAAGAGCCGUGCCAAUUACUUCCAGUUGGGGACUGCCGCUGGGCGGGUUGGAGAGAGGAGCCAAAAAUCAGUUUUCUACUUUCAGCAAUUUCAUCACAACCAUCAACCAAAAGAAAGAAGGCAUCGGAAACAGAAAUUCACCUACGCAACUUGUUAUACCCAACAUCAAAAAUGUGAGAGACCUGCCACCGAUUUGCCUGGACGUACGACAGAAGCAGCGCAUCUCUAUAGAUACACUGCCCCAAGAACUGAAGGCACCAGUUCCUCCUGAACCCUCCCUUCCCAUCCGAACCAAAACUGUGAAAGACUUUCAGGAUGAUGUGGAAAAGGCAAAGUCAUCAGGAGAUUGGAGACCUGUACAUGAUUUUUAUUCUACAACAUUUGAUUCUUUCCUGGAGAUAAAUGCAGCAUUUAAGAAAGACACCAAUUCCCCAUUUAAUACCAUUGAGGACUCUGGAAUCAAUGCCAAAUUUGUGAAUGUUGUCUAUGAUGCCUUAUUAAAUACCCCUCAAGAUGUUCAGAAGUCAGUCCUAAAAGGAGUAAUUAAUGGUCUGCUACAAGAAUGGAAAGGGCCACGGACAAAAGAUGAUCUUAGAGCAUACUGUAUACUUUUACAGAAUCCUCAAUUUAGUAACACUUCUACUUAUGUCAUCUAUGCUCACUUGCUAAGACAGAUAGCAGCCUUAACAGAAGCUGACCAUCAUUUCCUAGUGCACUGGUCCAAAAAGAUUUCGCAGAGGAGGUUCAAGCAGGUGGUGGACAGGUUACUGCAGUUCAUUUCCUUACGCCUCUUUCCUGCAAAACCUGAAGAGUUUCCACCUAUGGUGAAAUGUGCCUGGUGGAUUCCAUCAGCAACCAAAGUCCUGGCUUUAUUUAAUGCUGCAAAUAGUCUGGUCAGUCCUCCUAUUAUUGCAUAUACGGAUUUCUAUAACUCUACACUUGAUCAUAUUGAUCUUAUGGAAGAAUAUCAUAACUGGCAAUGUUAUGGAAAUUCUCACAGGUUUUCUUUCUGUCAAUACCCAUUUAUUAUUUCUAUAGCGGCAAAAAAAGUUAUUAUUCAAAGGGACUCAGAACAGCAGAUGAUAAGUAUUGCACGGCAAAGCCUUGUGGAUAAAGUCUCUCGCAGACAGAAACCUGACAUGAAUAUGUUGUUCCUAAAUGUGAAAGUGAGGAGGACGCACCUUGUUAGUGACUCACUUGAUGAGCUAGCAAGGAAGAGAGCAGAUCGGAAAAAGAAGUUGAGAGUCACAUUUGUAGGGGAAGCUGGUCUUGAUAUGGGUGGCCUGACAAAAGAGUGGUUUCUUCUGCUGAUUCGCCAGAUUUUUCACCCAGAUUACGGCAUGUUCACCUACCACAAGGACUCUCACUGCCACUGGUUCAGCAGCUUUAAGUGCGAUAACUAUUCUGAGUUCCGGUUGGUUGGAGCCCUGAUGGGCCUUGCUGUGUACAACAGCAUCACCCUGGAUAUCCGCUUCCCACCCUGCUGCUACAAGAAAUUGCUGAGUCCCCCCAUUGUUCCCUGUGACCACAACGCGCUCGUAGGCAUCUGUGAUGUCACAUUAGAUGACCUGUUUCAGAUUAUGCCCGAACUGGCCCACGGACUGAGUGAACUUCUCUCCUACGAAGGCAACGUCGAAGAGGAUUUUUACUCAACCUUCCAGGUUUUUCAGGAAGAAUUUGGUGUUAUAAAAUCUUACAACUUAAAGCCAAAUGGAGAUAAAAUUCCAGUCACAAAUCAGAACAGGAAAGAAUAUGUGCAGCUCUACGUUGAUUUUCUUCUCAACAAAUCAAUCUACAAACAAUUUGCAGCUUUCUAUUACGGGUUUCACAGUGUCUGCGCUUCGUAUGCGUUACUGCUGCUUCGUCCAGAGGAGGUUGAAAUCCUGGUGUGUGGCAGCCCGGAGCUGGACAUGUCUGCGUUACAGCGAAGCACCCAGUACGAGGGCUACCAGAAAACUGACCUUACUAUCCGAUACUUUUGGGAUGUAGUACUUGGAUUUUCUCUUGACCUUCAGAAGAAGCUGCUCCACUUUGCUACAGGAAGCGAUAGAGUACCUGUGGGAGGAAUGGCUGACUUGAAUUUUAAGAUUUCAAAGAGUGAAACAUCCACUAAUUGGUUACCUGUGGCCCACACCUGCUUCAACCAGCUUUGUCUCCCUCCUUACAAGAACAAGAAGGAACUGAAGCAGAAGUUGAUCAUUGGAAUUUCAAAUGCAGAGGGUUUUGGCCUGGAAUAAAAUGGAAUACUUCAAGAACAGCAUUUUUAUGUAGCAUUCACUCUCUUCUGAUUGUGCCUUUAAGCUUUUUGUUGUUAUGUCUCUUGAUAAUGUGCCAGUCUUACCCCACUUAGAGAUAUUUUUUUUUAAAUUAAAUAUAAAUGUGUUUAUUCCUGAAUGGCAAUACAUCUACUGCUUGCUUUGUCAUAGAAAAUAGCUUUCUUCAUACACAAAAAAACCUGAAACCUGACUAAGACGAUUUCUAAGUUAUAGUUUGUUUCUCUUUUUUUCUUAAUAGCACUUUAUCAUUAAUUGUAAUUUCUUUACAUUGCAGGUAUCCCACUGGGAGAUGAUAUACAGAAUAUUUCUUUAUUAGCUAAUCCCAGUGGUAGAAUGUUUUCAAUUAACAUGAAUAACAAAAGAAAUAUAACGUAGAGCAUGUAGCCAUAUUUUCACAACGGCAAAUAGGAAUUUUAGUCUUUAUAAAAUGUAUGCAGUUUUAAUAUUCUGGUUUUCUUUUUCAAUGAAACAGGCUGUCUAGGAAGCAUGUAAAUAACUGCCUGUGAACAAAUAGGGUUUUGAUAGUGCCAUUUACUGCUAAAAAUUUAUUUUUUAUGAAUAAGAGGUUUUAGAUGUUCUAUAUUCAGCUUUUACAGAUCAACGGGCUUGACUGUACAAGGGCGUCAAAAGGUACUUUUUUCAGCUUGAGGGGAUUCAAGUUCAAACUGCAGGUGUUAAGCGUUAAUUAAGUUCAUUCUUUGACAGCUAACUAACUAGAUCUACUGUAGCAUUAGAGUAAACAAAACAAACAAAAAACUGCCAAAAAAAAUAUUUAAAAGAAAUUACACAUAUGGUGAAAUGUUUCAGGAACGAAUGAAAACCACAACAUGUGGCAAACUAAUGCUCUGUAUCACACUAUCAUUUAUUUCAGCAGCUUUGUUGGAAAUUCUUAAGUAAGCUGUGACAAAAGUGAAUACAAUAACAUUUCGGAAGAAUGUUGAAACUUUCAUUAACUUGGAAAGCCAGCAUUUAAAGACAGUGUGUUGUGGUUUUCACUGCACAAACUACAUGACAAGAAUUCCUGGUGUGCCUGCUCCGAGUUAGUAAAUUAGGAGCUGGGAAGGAAACUGGUUCUAAAAUGCAGAUGUAAGUCUGGGUUUUAUACCUUAAAUGGAAAGAAUUUAUCAGCAUGCGGUAUGGUAUUUUUUUAAAAUAUGAACAGCCACUGUGUUCUAUAGAUUUUUCUUUCAGCUGAAUGAGGCCCAGAUCAUUCAAGGCACUUCAGCAUCCAAUUUGUCACUGUCCCCAUUGACUCCUACUGGGGCAUGGAUGCCUGAUUGCCUUGUGUCCAUAGUGAAUUACUUAAUUGCAGUAAGAGUAAAAUAUUCUAUUAUUCUUGUCUGCCCUCUCUGUGUUAGUCACAUAUCUAUAGACAGAUCUAUAGACAAUGAACAAAUUAAUCUGCAUAAUCUGUAGUUUCAAAGCUGUUGUGGAUUUUCUUCAAUAGCUAAGUGCAAAUUUUAUUUUGUUCUAUUUCUUAGAGAAGGUACUGGUGAUUAAACUGUUCUAUGAGACAGAGAUAAACAGUAGGAUACUUUAAAAUAUUUGGUCCAUUGACUUCAGCCUGGAACAAAACUGGGCUAGCACAGAAUGUUGAAAGCAGCACUUCACACCUGUGUGUUUUACAAUGGAGAUUGGAAAAUAAAUUUUAAUCUACAGCAUUUCAGAUAUUAAGAAAUAAAUGAAACUUUAUCAUCGCACUGAAGGAACUAGAUUGCUUGAACCAAUGUUAAAUUCCUAACAGCUGAAUGGGGGUAAGAAAUCCAGGAAGAAACAGCUCCUCCUUUCCCCUCUCUGUAGAAUCGGGUCCAUAGAAGGUUGGCUGAGGAAUAAAUAGCUAUACAGUUUAUCUGAAAACACGGCAA
Molecule: messenger RNA, 4247 nt
Organism: Calidris pugnax (ruff)
Lineage: Eukaryota; Metazoa; Chordata; Aves; Charadriiformes; Scolopacidae
Gene: HECTD2
Product: HECT domain containing E3 ubiquitin protein ligase 2
Exons: 22
Coding region: 1-2343 (780 amino acids)
Biological process (GO): protein polyubiquitination
Molecular function (GO): ubiquitin protein ligase activity
Source: RefSeq, a predicted model, not a curated record